Messenger RNA from Chara braunii, 1411 nucleotides. The record is from the annotation of a GenBank genome assembly. NCBI's taxonomy places the organism in Eukaryota, Viridiplantae, Streptophyta, Charophyceae, Charales, Characeae.
CCGAUGGUCAUGGAGUUUGUUAAACUGAACUCCCUCCAUAUCCCUUCCCCCCCCCCUUCCCCCUUUCGUCAAUGUCCUGUCCUUCAAUGAUGGGGCGGACAUUCUCUGGGCUGCGGCGAAUGAUAGUGACUCGUUUUUUGAGAUCCCGAAGAAUUAUGUUCUGAAUGCUAAAGAGAUGCAUGAUGAUGAUCUAUUGGUGGAGGCGUCCAUCCGUGAUAGUUUAGCUCUCAAGGAGAAGGUCUUUGUUGAUCUGUGGAAUGUCGACUCUCAGUUCCAUGCUGACUUGGUCAAAGGAACUCCGUAUGGGCAGGGUCUAUCAGACUCAGAUUCCGAUGAGGAUGAUGGUCUCCCCCUCACUGAGGAUCAGAAGACCUUCCAUGCCAAGUAUGUAGCUGAGUCAAAAGCCCAGUUGGCGAUAACCGUGACCUCUGAGGUCUCAGGAGACUUCCACAUGACCAGGUUUGACAAGCAUAGGAUGCUGGACUUCUCCAUUUGCAGUGGGGAAGUGCUGCCGAAUUUUUGCGGCGCCGGCACUAAGAUUUACGGCAGUGGUACGGAAGUGCUGCCGAAUUUCUGUGGCGGUGGCACUAAGUUUUACGGCGGUGGUACAGAAGUGCUGCCAAACUUUUACCGCAGUGAUGCAGGCUUUUACGGCGGGGGUACAGAAGUGCUGCCGAACUUUUGCGGCGGCGACGCAGGCUUUUACGGCGGUGUUACGGAAGUGUUGCCAAACUUUUGCGGUGACGACGCAAACUCUUACGGCGGUGGUACGGAAGUGCUGCCAAACUUUUGCGGCGGCGACGCAGGCUUUUACGGCGGGGGUACGGAAGUGCUGCCGAACUUUUGCGACGGCGACACAGGCUUUUACGACGGUGGUACGGAAGUGCCGCCAAACUUUUGUGGCGACGACGCAAACUUUUCCGGCGGUGGUACGGAAGCGCUGCUGAAAUUUUACGGUGACGACACCAGGUUUUACGGCAGUGGUGCAGAAGCACUACUGAAAUUUUGCAGCGGCCACACUACGUUUUACGGCGAUAGCGCGGAAGCGCUGUCGAUUUUUUUCACAACGACGGCACGGGAUUUACGGAGGUGACGACAGUAUUUUUGCGUUGAGCAGCAACUGGGCUUUGACGCAGAGAAGGUGCCGCUAGAGUGGUGUGCUUUGGGGUGGAGUGGACUUGACGGCGCAGUAACGCGGUGACGGCAGAAGCAAUUGGCAGUGACACUUACUGAAAAGUAAGUGGGAGGGGUGUUGUGGCAGGUGGUCGCAGCAAGAGAAUGGUGUCGAUCACUCUGUUGACGACCGGGGCGACCACCGUCACGUCAAAAGGAGCGUAAUUUUAUACGGUCUUCUUGAGUGUACCGUACAACUUCACUCAAUGUUAGUGGCUAAUCAAUUGACUCGGAGCCU